GUGCUCUCGUUGGGUAGUAGGUUGGCGAAUCCUCCAGAACUUGAGCUUUCCGCAUCCUCCGACCGAGACGAGGCAGAAACCUUCCUCGAUCUCCCCUUCCCCUUCCCUCGCUGUAAUUCCAUCUCCGUCUCCAUCUCGUUCCCACCACGCCGCUCCCUGUCGCGGUGUCGCCAUUGCCCCGGCUUCCAAGCAAAAUCCCGCUUGCCUCGCCCCAAGCAUUCCUGCUUUCACCCGGCCGCCACUCUUCCCCAGUCCCCGCCACUCAAGGAAGGCGGAGGAUUUUAUCUAGUCUUGCAGCGCGGCCGUCUCCGUCCCGCCUUCUGCGCCUCCUGUGGCGUUUGGAGCAUCUUCCAAUUUUAAGCUGACACUACUUGAACUUAAUGCGGCUCUACGCACCUGCGCUCUGUCUGCUGCGAUCAAGCACACAUCCCCACCCUAAUCAGUUCCGUGCAGGAUUCACGCAGAGCAUGGCCUCCUGGAAGUGCUCGCACUCGCCGUCAAGCCCGUACCUUGCGAAGUCGGGUUUAGUCGAUUCUUCUCUUAACAGGAAUGUAAAGUCUUCUCAGCCACAAAGUAUAAAAUACUUUGUCAGCUUAAUGGGCCAGCAGUUCCGUUGCGGAUUGUCAACCAGGGAGGGUAGCCUAAGUGUAAAGCUUGACAUUCCUUCACACGAAAAAUCAAGGAUAGGCUGGAACUGGAAAAACAUGCAUCAAAAGAUAGGAGGUGUAGCUGGUGGACUCUGCUUUGGUUUCUCGGUUACUGGAGUAGCAAGUGCCGAGGUUCCUAUCAUUAGAGUCAAAGACAAUGCCGAGACUUCGUCAUCAUCUACCAGUUCAACUCAUGGAAAGGAAGUGUACACAGAUUAUUCUGUCACAGGUAUUCCUGGAGAUGGAAGGUGUUUAUUCCGCUCCGUGGUGCAUGGUGCAUGCAUUAGAUCAGGGAGACCAAUACCUAAUGAAGAUCUUCAGAGAAAACUAGCUGAUGAAUUGAGAGCAACGGUCGCAGAUGAAUUUGUCAAGAGGCGGAAAGAGACCGAAUGGUUCGUUGAGGGGGAUUUUGAUACAUAUGUAUCCCAUAUUAGGGAGCCACAUGUGUGGGGAGGCGAGCCAGAAUUGUUCAUGGCGUCCCAUGUUCUUCAGAUGCCAAUAACGGUUUACAUGCGCGACGAGGAUGCUGGCGGUCUGAUAGCAAUCGCAGAGUAUGGCCAGCAGUAUGGUAAAGAAGACCCAAUCCAAGUCCUGUAUCAUGGUUUUGGCCAUUACGACGCUCUACAGAUCCCAGCAAAGGUUGGAUCGAAGAGGAAACUGUAGACGCUGCGCGCCGCGAGCUUGAGGUGCAUUCGUUGGGCAACCAUCUAACCUCCUACUACUACAGAGAAAAUUCGGAAACAAUAAGCUGCAUGCAUGCAUGCAUUGAGAUGUGUACCUGUACAAAAUGUCAAUCCAAGCUUCGGAUGCUGAAUCUGUACACCAUGCCCUGAAAACCGCACUUGUGUAGUUUGUGUGACUGGUACAGUAGAAGAUAGAAGGGGCGCCGGGGACCCAUUUACCAUACUCUGAUGACUGCAAGUACGUUCAUUUAGAGUGAAGUAAGCUACACAGCUCACCAGUUGGUCCAGACGUCCAGUGAGCGUACAUGUUUUGAAUGAGGGGCAUGUGGAGAGCACAUAGACAGUUGAGUCCGGCACUCUCCUGGAUCGGAAUUGAAUUUUAUUUGCAGCAUAAUCAUGUGUGGUUCUCCAACUGAA
Zea mays is the source of this 1747-nucleotide messenger RNA. RefSeq lists its product as uncharacterized. The coding region runs from base 381 to 1310 and encodes 309 amino acids. Gene Ontology annotation, biological process: endoplasmic reticulum unfolded protein response; protein deubiquitination; ERAD pathway. Lineage: Eukaryota; Viridiplantae; Streptophyta; Magnoliopsida; Poales; Poaceae. Gene Ontology annotation, molecular function: cysteine-type deubiquitinase activity. The transcript is spliced from 7 exons. The record is from RefSeq and is a predicted model, not a curated record. Gene Ontology annotation, cellular component: nucleus; cytosol.